GCGACCAUCCCAGCGUCGGAUCCGUCGCCCCGUCCGUGUUUUUAAUCAGCGUAAAAACACGGGGCAACAUACCGUCGUUGCGGACGGGUUCUGUGCGCUCUCCAGUCUUCUCCCAUGGCCCCGUCUCCGCUUUGAACGCGUAGGAAGUCUGUGCACCGUAGGCUUAGCCGUUUAAAAAAUCAGCCGGACACUGGGGCGCUAGGGACGGUGACAUCCCAUCAUCAUGUCCAAGAUCCUGAAGCAUUUGGGCUUCGGCAAAAAGCCUCCGAUGCCGCCUCGAGUGGAUUACAAUAUGCGGUCUUUUCUGGGAUUGGGCAUGCCCAUCCGGUGCAACAGCGAGGGCAACCUGUUGGAGGCCGUGGCCGAAGAGCGGGCCAUCAACAAGAUGACGCACCGGUCGCAGGACGACACCCAGUUGGUGUUGGUGCCCGACUACUGCGACCCCGCUGAUUUGAAGGAACAGUUCCGCAAGGAGAUGGGAGCUCGUCGCAAGGCCGCCGCCGCCAAAGUGGCGCUUUUCAAGAACGCCGUCGGCACCCUGGACGACGACUUCUACUCCACGCCGUACGAGACGCAGCGGGUCGCCAAAGAUAACAAAGGAAAAGCGGCUCCCACGUCGCCCAGCGUUGCCAGCUCCUCUUCCCCUGCACCGUCUAAAGGUCAGACAGAGGGUCAGCAGCGGGCUGGCAACAACAGCAAGUCGACGCCCCCGCCUCCCGCGCACCAGCACCCCGUGUCCAGUUCAGCGUCGUCCGCAUCUACAGCCUCGCACGCUGAACCCGGUGGAAGGCAUUCCAGACAGACGGAUGAAGCUGCGGUGCCGGAGCCAUGCGACGAGGAGGACGCCGGCGACGUCCAGUACUGCGACCCUUGGGACUCCGGCCCGGCCGCCGCGGCCCUGCGGCUUCUGAGGGGCGAGGACGUGGACUGUCCGCCCUCCGCCGCAGUCGCGGCGACCGCAGCAGUUCCCGCGCCGUCCUCGGCCGCGCUGUCGGCCGACGAGAUGGCCCGGCAGCGGCACAUCUACGAGACGGCCUUCGACUCGAGAGUGCGGCAACGGGAACCGGAAAUGGACCUGGACCGCCUCGCGCAGAGUCCCGUUCUCGCGGGGCUCGGGCCCGCCCAGAACAACAGUAACAACAACAACCCGACCCGUGUCGGACCGCUGUUUCCGGUGCCCGGUGCGAGUGGUGGCGGCGCCGUGGCCGGACUUCGGAAGGUCGGAGGCGUCGCUGCGAGACCGACGUCGUCGGGUUCGUCGUCGGCGUCGUCGCUGCAGGACGGAUGUCCCAAACCGCCACCGCAUCAGGGAAGCAGUGGAAGUGGUUCCAGCCAACCAGGAGCCAGCCAACAGCCAAUGGCGGCACCUCGUGGGUCAAGCAGCGGCGCGGUUCCGGUGCCGGCCACCAGGGGCCAACCGGGCCAUGGCAAGCCCUCCAUGCCCUCGGCGGACAAGGCAAUCUACCAAAACCACCCGCUGCCCCAAUCCCCUGGAGCGGACAAGUCCGCCUCCCAAGUGGCCAUGGCUGUCAAGCGCAGCAUCCACGCGGGCGGGAUUAAGGUGCUUCCAUCGGAGCCCGUGCGCCGCACGCGGCACAAUCACCGGCGCGAGGGCGAGCCCAUGGCGCUCGCACCCGUGCUGCUCAACGGGUUCCAGGCAACGUCGUCGGACAAUGUGUCCUCGUCUUCCUCGUCGGACAAUAGCCCCCGCAAGCCCGACGAGAAGCGAGGCCGGCACGCCCCGCCCCUUCCACACGCCCUCGGCGCACUGCACAACGGAGCUCAGGGCCAAGAUGUUCCUGGGGGUUUCAGAGCAUCUGCGUCUGUGGACAGCCUCUCCAAUUCAUCCUCCGACAGUCCCCGGAAGCCGGAGGAAAAGCGGGGACGCCUUGUCGCCGUUGCUCCUCCUACCGUUCUCAAUGGAGUCGCUUUCAAGCCGACGCCGUCUUCCAGCGUAGACGCCGCCACGGAUGUCAACGCAGACCGCCGUCCGGCGGACAAGCGGAUGCUGGCGUGCCGGGGCGCCUUCCAGGCGCAGCCGCAGCCGCAACCGCAGCCGCUGCACAGUCAGAGCCCUAGCUCGGACACGCGGCCUGAGGGCGACUACGACCGGCCCUGGGACUUGCCGAGGCUGAAGCACACGGAAUCCCCGCCCCAAGUGCCGGGUCACAGGGUUGCCAAGCCCCCGGCACUUCACUCCCCUACCCAGGCCAAUGGCACGCAGGUGAUGAGGCUACCGUCUCCAGAAGCUGCGCUAGCUGCCUCUACUCCAACUGCAAGCUCAUCCAGGGAGCCUCCUUGUGCGAGCCCAGCUCCUUCGUCAAGUGCAGCUGCCUCAUCAUCUGCAUCAGCAACUACUGCAUCCUCUUCAUCCUCCUCAACUACGUCCAUCGCGAUGGAGCCUCCGGCACCUGUCAGGCCCAAUGCGCCAGCGCGACCGUCGCUAAACCUAAACCUGAACCUGAACGCAUCGAACUCGCCAAAGCGGUCGCGGCACAACCUUACACUAAACUUUGGUUGCGCCGCUCUGAGCGUUGUGGGAGAGAAGGUUGACCCAAGCGUUGCACUUGAGAAGCAGGGGUGGUACCAUGGAUCUAUCAGCAGACUUGACGCCGAGAAUUUGCUCAGGGUCCUGAAAGAAGGGAGUUACCUUGUUCGCAAUAGUGAAAGCUCGAAGCAUGACUACUCACUCUCCCUGAAGAGCGCACGAGGCUUCAUGCACAUGAAGAUAGUGCACAAUGAAGAUGGGAAAUUCAUCUUGGGUCAGUUCAGCAAGCCCUUUGAGAGUAUCCCUGAGAUGAUUCAUCACUACUCUGUCAACAAGCUGCCCAUAAAAGGCAUGCAGCACGGCGUCUUAUCGCCCGCAGAGCCGUUUGGAUUGCCCCUGAGUGUAUCUAUCAUGCCUCAAUACCUCAAGAACCUUGGAUAUGAAACUCACAUCGUUGGCAAGUGGAACCUGGGAAACUACAAGCUCUCAUACACCCCCACUUUCAGAGGAUUCGAUAGUUUCUACGGCUACUACAGUGCGGUGGAAGAUUACUACAACCACACUGUCCUCUGGGAUAACCAAACUGGACUCGAUUUUUGGUUGAACACUCAGCCGCUGAGGAAUGUGAGCGGCAUUUACUCAACGCAACUGUACACUGAAAGAACGAAAUUUCUCAUCGAGAACCGCGAUGUUUCGAAGCCCUUCUUCUUGUACCUUCCGUACCAAGCUGUACACUGUGGAAAUUUCGACGACCCUCUUCAAGCGCCCCAAGAGAACAUAGACAAGUUUCCCUACAUUGGGGAAGAGAACCGGACAAUUUUCGCCGGGAUGACGGACGCCCUUGACGAGUCCAUCGGAGAGGUCUUCCGAGCCCUGUUCGACGCUGGCAUGCUGGACAACACGAUCAUCGUACUCAGCGCCGACAACGGCGGGCUUCCGUUUGGCUUCGAGUCAAACCGGGGCUACAACUUUCCCCUGCGUGGAGGGAAGGGCACUCUCUGGGAAGGAGGCUGCAGGGCGAGUGCCUUUGUCUGGAGUCCUCUGCUGAAGCGCAAGGGCGUCGUCUCGGACCAGAUGAUGCACAUCACCGACUGGGUGCCGACCCUCUACUCGGCAGCCGGAGGUAAUCCACAAACGCUGGGAAAGCUGGACGGCACCGACAUGUGGGUGCCGCUGGCCUACGGAUCUGCGUCCCCGCGCUACGAAAUCCUCUACAACAUCGACCCGAUCGAUCGCAAUUCGGCUCUGCGUUACACCAACUACAAGCUGGUCCUCGGGAUAGCCAACGGCGGGGCAUACGAUCAGCGAUAUCUGACCACGGGAGGCUCUCGCCCCUACGGCGACCUGGACCUCUUGAUGGCCCAGUCCGAGGCAGCCCAAGUGCUCAGAGAGUAUUACGGAACGGGAUACCUGAAGUUUCCCGACCAGUGGCGACAGAGGGCGACACUCACCUGCGGAAACAAGGUGCCCAAGAACUUUGUGUCCCUCUCCCCGCCGUACCUGUUCGAUCUGACAGCCGACCCCUGCGAGAUUAACAACAUUGCCAGUUCGCAACCUGGGCUCGUGGCUUUUCUGCAGAGCAGGAUCGACAGCUACGCGGUCACCCAAGUGCCUCCGGUAAACCAACCCACCGACCCCAACGGGUACCCCAGCAACCUGAACGGAACUUGGGGUUCGUGGGAAACGUGACUGCGACAAAAAUGUGUGAAAAAUGAAAGUGCAGCUGUUUAUUUAUUUAUUCAUCAAGCCGACAGAAGUGCGCUUCAAGAGGGACGAGACGCGAACUCAAGUCUGAGCUUUCCAGACAGACGACGCCGUGUCUAGCGUAUCUGCGUCCUCCUCUUGU
This is a messenger RNA of Ixodes scapularis (black-legged tick), 4334 nucleotides long. RefSeq lists its product as uncharacterized. The coding region runs from base 224 to 4177 and encodes 1317 amino acids. The transcript is spliced from 22 exons. The record is from RefSeq and is a predicted model, not a curated record. Lineage: Eukaryota; Metazoa; Arthropoda; Arachnida; Ixodida; Ixodidae.